UCACAGAAUCUGAGAGAGAUAGAUAGAAAAGGCAGAGACGACGAAAGAGAGAGGAGAGAGAGAUCGAAGAAGACGGCCUUUGGGAGCUUUCUUCGUCUUCUUCUUCUUCCAUGGGGUUUCGAUUGUUUGGCAGUCUCUCUCUUCUUAUUUAAUUUAAAAUAAAAUUAAAAAUAGUGAAUCUCGGGGGAGCACUUUUUUAUUUUAUUUAUAUACUAUUCUCUCUUUUUUGUUCAUUUUUCAUUUUAUCGAUAAAAAUUGUGUGUCGCCGCCGAUUUGGGAGUGAGUGCUUCCAGUUUAUCUACGACGAACACGAUUAAACAUGAUUUUCUCCGACUCCGAUCAGAGAUGAUCAUGUAAAUUAUGUAAGUUGGUUCUGUGGAUAUGGUAUAUGAGAGAGAUUUCAUGAAACAUACAAUGCUUGAACACGACGCCGUUUUCAAGAAUCAGCAGGUGCAUGAGCUUCACCGUUUGUAUAGAGUACAGAGGAACUUGGUGGACGAAGUAAAGGGAAACAAUUCGAACGACAAUGCAAGCACAAGGAGUCACUUUCCUGGCUAUGGAGGAGAUGGAAGCAGCUCUCAAGCUUGCAACGGUCGUUUGCAAAAUAUGAGGAGGAGAAUGAUUGAUCUUGAGCUCCCUCCCCAUGAGGAUGAGACUGGUGAUGAUACCGAUGAGGUUGCAAGUCGCCUUCCGUUCAAACGGCCAAGAUCAGGGAGAGAGGAUGGUGGUGGUUCUCAUCAGAGCAACUCUUCAGGGUCUUGCUUGGAUGUUAAGAACUCAAAUGGCUUAGCUGACUUGAAUGAGCCGCUCAAUUGGCAAGAUUCGGAACCUGUUCCUGCUGCUGCUGCUUCUCUCUCCAGGGACAUGUAUUCUCACUAUGGAAGAAACAAUGCGGAUGAUGUUCAAGGGCGUGUGCUGGAGAAGAAUACAAGUCAAAAUGGAUGGAUGGUCCUUGGCGCAGGGCACGACAGAAGCACUCAGAGAGACCUGCAUCCGCCUUCACAUUCUGUACAAGUACGCUCUAACAGUGCUGUUCAACCUCAGAGCUAUCUCACAACCGAUCACAGCAAUGUGAUAUUCUCUCGGGAAAGAGCAGCAUAUCGGGAGCUGGAAGUUCGUUCAAACAAUCCUCAAGCUUCUUAUGAUAGCUACGUGGACUCACAUGUGGCAUCUAAUGCUCCAAGAUCACACAAUGACUACCGCCCUGACUUUGUCAGACCAUGGACCCAUUGGUCUUCAGCAUGGGAGAACCCUAGGAGCAGCUCACAUCAGAGAUCUUUCCCAGUUCAAACGAAUCCCUACAAGAAUUUCGUCGCUCAUGCAAGGACAGAUUCGAGUCUUGAGAUGCGAAACCCUGUCUCUAACGGGAGAUAUCAUGGAUUCUCUUCAGGAUCGAAGGAGGCUACCUUUAAUUUCCCAUCAGGAGGCUGUAGACCAAAUGCUUCUUCUUCAGGUGAGGUGGUGAAGCACCAUAGUUCUGAAAGCCUUCAAGGACCAAAAAAGCAGGAAUCCUCAGCUGUGUUGCCCUGGCUAAAACCUAAGCCAGCUUACAAAAGUGAAAUAUCCAACGGCUUCUUUGAUUUGAAUGCUUCGACGGAUCAAUUUAUGGAUGGAACUGACGCAGGGGAUGGUCUGAAUGGUGUUUCUCCUCAGAAGGGUUUCAGAUCAUCUGCUUCAUGCUCUAAUAAUGCCAACAUGGGAAGAAUUCAAAUGAUUAACCCACAGAGUAGUAGAAUUGGGCAGCCUUCUAUUUGCAAGGUGGAGCAUGCUCCACUUAUCUCUCAACCUAAGGAAGUGAAACACUUGGUGAAGCGAGACUUCGAUAUCAACUUGCCAUGGGAUGCCUCGGUUUCUAUUGACCAGCGUGGUUCUAAAGCCUUCUGUGCUGAAAAGGAAGAGGGAAACAAAGCUGCCAACGUCAGACACUACAUUGAUUUGAAUUCAUGCGCUAGUGAAGACGACGAAGAUUCCAGCUUGCGUUCCAGUCUGAGAGUGAAAGCAAAAGGAAAUAUCUGGAUAGAUUUGGAAGCUCCUCCCGCUCUCGAGAGUGAUGAAGAAGGAGGAGGAGGAGACUCGCAGGAGAAAUCAAAAGAAGAAACUUGUGGAAUAAUGAAAGGCCAAGACGGUAACUCAUUGGAUGAACUCAUCAAGGAAGCAGCAAAAGCAAUAGUCGCAAUCUCAUUGUCUGAGCAUCACCAACGUCAUCCUGAUGACGCAGCUUCCUCUUCAACUGACGCGGCUUCCAAAAGUCCGCUCUCGUGGUUUGCAGACAUCAUCACUUCUCGCGGUGAUAAGUUAGAAAGAAAGGUUGAUGGGUCUCCAGAAUCCACAGACUUUGAAGGUUACCGUGAAGAAUAUUCUUCUGGAGAGGUUGAUUACUUUGAAGCCAUGACACUUAAUUUACAUCCGACUAAGGAAGAGGACUACAUGCCAGAGCCCUUAGUCCCUAAGAAUCUGAUACUCGAAGAGACGGGUUUGAACAGGCUAAGGAGAGGACAAGCCAGACGAGGAAGGCCAAAGCGGGAUUUCCAGAGAGACACACUCCCUGGACUCGCUUCUCUAUCGAGGCAAGAAGUCACUGAAGACAUACAGUUGUUUGGUGGGCUUAUGAAAAGCAGAGAACACGCUUGGAGUUCUGGAGUGGCUUCUCGACGGAACUCAAAGAGAAAACGAAUGGACUGCCCGUCAAUGGCGCAGCCUGAGAGCGUAUCAGUGGUUGGACUUGAAGACAGUAAGCUUACAGGAUGGGGAAAAGCAACAAGAAGACCGAGAAGACAAAGGUGCCCUCCUGCAGGUAAUCCCGCCACUGUGAUAUUUACAUGAUAAUUUCAGUAUCAUUAAUCUGAACUCUUCCCAAACCUUUGGAACAUUAUAGAGGGUACAAUUAUUACACAAUAGAUUGAUGUUAUUUCAUCUCAUCUUUGUUGGGGGUGUUUGUAUAUCUUGUCUUCUGUAAGAUGGGCCAAACAUGAUUUGCUAUUAUUUAAAGCCUGGUUGGGUAUAAUAACAGAUAGAUAUGUUGUCCA
This is a messenger RNA of Raphanus sativus (radish), 3026 nucleotides long. RefSeq lists its product as uncharacterized. The record is from RefSeq and is a predicted model, not a curated record. Bases 382 to 2823 code for a protein of 813 amino acids. The transcript is spliced from 4 exons. NCBI's taxonomy places the organism in Eukaryota, Viridiplantae, Streptophyta, Magnoliopsida, Brassicales, Brassicaceae.